GCAUGUGGAGUAUGUGGCAUCGCAGUCCACAGCUUACCGAGGACACUGUGGGAGCCCCUUCUCUUACCGACCACUGCACUUUAACUGAGUCCACACAAGAAACAAAGACAAUGCCGAACUGGGGAGGAGGAAACGAGUGUGGCGCGUGCCGCGGGACGGUUUACCACGCCGAGGAGGUGCAGUGUGACGGGAAGAGUUUCCACAAAUGCUGUUUCCUCUGCAUGGUCUGCAGGAAGGGCUUGGACAGCACCACGCUGGCUAUUCAUGACCAGGAGAUCUACUGCAAGUCCUGCUACGGGAAGAAGUACGGCCCCAAAGGCUACGGCUACGGCCAGGGGGCAGGGACGCUCAACAUGGACCGGGGGGAGCGGCUGGGAAUCAAACACGAAGAGACGCAGUCUCACAGACCGACCACAAACCCCAACCCAUCCAAAUUUGCCCAGAAGUUUGUCGGUUCAGACAAAUGUGCCCGGUGUGGAGACUCGGUCUAUGCCGCUGAGAAGAUCAUGGGGGCGGGCAAGCCGUGGCACAAGAACUGCUUCCGCUGUGCAAAAUGUGGCAAGAGCCUGGAGUCGACCACUCAGACUGAGAAAGACGGAGAGAUCUACUGCAAAGCCUGCUACGCCAAGAACUUUGGGCCCAAAGGCUUUGGCUACGGCCAAGGAGCCGGCGCCCUGGUCCACGCGCAGUGAUCACACGCCGUCUACACUCUCACCCAACAUGAACGCCCACCGGCCCUCCCCUCGUGUGUGCGUUUCUGUUGAAGUAGGUGCUAGUGAUUCAAAUAAAAACAAUUGACAAACCGAAA
Pungitius pungitius (ninespine stickleback) is the source of this 808-nucleotide messenger RNA. It is a transcript of the gene csrp2, whose product is annotated as cysteine and glycine-rich protein 2. The record is from RefSeq and is a predicted model, not a curated record. Gene Ontology annotation, cellular component: cytoplasm. The transcript is spliced from 6 exons. The coding region runs from base 3 to 692 and encodes 229 amino acids. Lineage: Eukaryota; Metazoa; Chordata; Actinopteri; Perciformes; Gasterosteidae. Gene Ontology annotation, biological process: actin cytoskeleton organization.